GCAUCCAAUAGCAGCAGUUGGUGUUCUCAGCAGUGGGAAGGGCAGAUUGUUGCAGCUGAGUUGAUUUCCCUGAGAUCCACGUUGUGGAUUCAAUAUCUUCAGUAAACACACAGUUCUGAUAGUGUGUGUAGCUGCGGCUGCUGCAGGUGUGUGUGGAUGGGGGGAAACAGCCCGAGUCACCUCUCUCAUGAGGAUGGGGCAGGCGGAGGAAUUACUUUUGUGAAGGGCAUUCGGCUGUCGGAUAAAGUGAUCCAUCGGAUGAAACAGUCUUCAAAGGCCCUCGUUCCUCAGCUCUCUCAGAAUGGACGUUCCCCUCCACAAACAUCUGAAACCCCAACAGCCACUCCAGUCCCCCCCCCGUCUGUCCCACACUUGAUACCUCUUCUGGCACCCCCGCCAUCUCCUCUGUUCAUUCCACCUCCAUUAGUGGAACCUGUUCCUCCUGUAAAACUCGUCCCUCCUCCUCCUGUAAAGUUUCACUCCCUACCUCCACCUGUAGAGGCCAGAUCUCCACCUCUAACAACCCCUGUAGUCUCAGACCCCGCUCCACCACCUCCUCCUCUCCAAGAAGCCCCAUCCACACCUCCGUCAGUGGAAUCUCCUCCUGCUGCAAAGGUUCAUUCCCUGCCUCCUACCUCUGUUGAUCCUAUGGCCCCGCCAAAAACUCCACUUCUAACCGACACGGUUGUCUCGGCCCCUACACCUCCUUCUCCACCUCCCCCACAAGUACCUGUGGAGCUUGAAUCUCCUCCACCUCCUGCUGAAUCCUUUAUCCCACCUCAUAUAGAAACAGAAAUCCUGUCAGAACACAGCUUCAAACCUGUGAUCCGAGCUCCACCUGUAGAAUCAGCUGUAGCUCCACCUGAACCUUUAGCUUCACCUCUGCCUUCUGAAACAUCUCCAACAACUAUUGAGCAUGCUGCUGUAGCUCCCUCUGUUGAAGCUCUUGAAGUGGUCGUCUUGUCUGUGCCACCAGUGGAAACCGUUCAACCUCCGCCCGCUGUUGAUUUUACACCAGUUGAAGCUGUAGUUUUACCUCCCCAAGUGGAGACGACUCUUGUUGAGCCUGCAGUCCCACCCACUGCAAUUGAAAAGGAAGUGCUUCCAGUCGCGGCUUCAACUGUCGAUCCACCACCUCCAUGUGAACUGCUCCCACCUCCCCCUUCUCCAGAGCCGGUGGCGGCACCGUCUCACCCUCCAGAGCUCACUUGUAAAGAGCCCUCGCCACCCUCUCACUGUGUGAAGCUGGCCAUCAUGCCCACUGAUGCACCUGUGUGUGAACCCUUCGUAGAGCCUCCCACACCACCUCUACCUGCUCCACCUCCCCCUGCUGAGGAGCCCCCCAUAAUCCUGUCUCUGUGCCCUGUUGUUGAGGAAGAAAUGCCUGCUGUCGCUUCAGCACCACCACUUGCAGCAGCCCCGCCUGUUCCUCCUGAAGUGAUGGAGGAAGAGUUGAGGCAGAAGAUCAAAGAAGAGAUGCAGAGGAGUCUGGAAGAGGAGAUCAACCAGAAAAGGCAGGCGCUGCAGCAACAGCUGGAGGAGAUGAGGGCUCAGGCUCAAGCAGAGGCCCAAGCAGCCGCUCAGGCUCAGGUGGAGGAGCAGGUGAAAAAGACGCUGGAGGGGGAGAAGGCGGCGUACGUGGACAACCUGACCGACUCCAUCAUGAAGGAGCGAAUGAAGACUGGUGACGAAAGGCUCAUGGUGCAGCUUUAUCGGAUGGAGCUGAAGGCCCAUCAGCUGGAGGAGAGGGAGAAAGAGUUGAUGAAACGAGACACUCUCUACAAGGAACAUAUCACAAAACUUGAAGCAAAGUGCACUGAGUUUUACAAAGUGACUGCUGAGAGCUUCCAGAAGGGCAAGGAAGAGACUCACAACCGCUUUGCGCGUUUCCAUAUCCAGCCGGUGUGUGGUGACUUGCAGAGUCAGAUUUUAAAAUGCUACAAGGAGAACACAGGAAAGACUCUGUCCUGCUCGAAUAUCGCCUCGGCCUACAUGCAGUGUGUGGACAAUGCCAAGAAGAAUAAAUUGAGCACGGGAGGUUAAUAUGGACCACUUGAUGAGGAUGACAACAUCUUAAAGCUUUACUGCUGCAGGGAAGAUAAGUUGAUGGACAGAAUUCAACAAAGAGACAAGUUACAGGAACCGGAGUCACAUGAGAAUCAACUCCAGCCUUUACAUGUAUCAGGAAGAAGUAGCAUACACUGUACCCCGGCCAACAGUCUAGUCUCGUACUGUUGAUGUCAAAUUUGCAACUUCUCUGGUUCUUGAAAUCAUUUUGAAACCAAAGUGCCACAAUAACUGAUGGAAAAAAAUCCUUUUUAGUUAUUGUCUUUGUAAAUGAAGUGAAAUGAAACACAACAAAGGAGCAGAAAGGUUAAACUUCUGACACCAAGUAAGGUAUUUGAAUGAGAUCUAUAUGGUGAAGGAGAUCCUGGUAAAUCAUUAUGUAUGUGUGAUUUGAAGUUAUGAAAGUCAAAUAUAGGUUUGCUGAUUCAUGAAAGAACUGUUUAACACAGUGUGACGUAACAAAGAUCUGUGCAAGGUUAUUGUACUGUAUAUACAUUAUUUCAGGGGUUGUUUCUGGUGCAUGCAAAAGCAUUUAAUUAAACCUCAAUAAAUUUGUUGUGAAAUAACA
Etheostoma cragini (Arkansas darter) is the source of this 2635-nucleotide messenger RNA. RefSeq names its product leucine-rich repeat extensin-like protein 3. The transcript has 10 exons. The coding region runs from base 157 to 2043 and encodes 628 amino acids. The record is from RefSeq and is a predicted model, not a curated record. Gene Ontology annotation, cellular component: mitochondrion; MICOS complex. Gene Ontology annotation, biological process: inner mitochondrial membrane organization. Lineage: Eukaryota; Metazoa; Chordata; Actinopteri; Perciformes; Percidae.